AUGCCUCUUAUUCGCAAACGUCGAGCAGAACCAGAGCCUGCCAGCGAAGACUCUAGCUCCGCCGAACCAGAUACCCAGGUCUCGACCGCAAAUGCUCGCCGUCGCAGGCGCACAGAGAUUGCCUCGCCCGAGAGCGACGACGAGGAGGAUGAAGACGACGCGUGUGCGCCGAGCAGCACGGACGUGAUGGUCAAGAAAUUGGUGCGCUUAGCGCUGGCAAGCGAAUACUCUCGACUACCGAUCCGAAGAACGGACAUUAGCGCCAAGGUCCUGGGGGAGCAGGGAUCGAGACAGUUCAAGACGGUGUUCAAUGAGGCACAGGAGGCUCUACGGACGACGUUCGGGAUGCAGUUGACCGAGCUGCCGGGGAAGGAGAAGGUGUCCAUUCAACAGCGACGAGCGGCCCAAAAAGUCGAACGUCCCUCGUCGACAAACAAGUCCUGGAUCCUGACUAGUACGCUCCCUGCCGCUUAUCGGAAGCCGGAAGUCUUGCCCCCCACCAAAGCGCCUAUGGAGGGUAUCUACACCGGAAUAUAUUCUUUCAUUAUCUCCCUGGUUCUACUCAAUGGGGGCUCUCUCCCCGAGCAGAAGCUCGACCGGUACCUGAGACGGACGAAUGCCGAGACGUACACGCCCAUCGACCGCACAGACCGGCUUUUGCAGCGCCUCUGCAAAGAAGGUUAUCUCCUGCGAGUUCGCGAGAUGGACGGCGGCGAAGAAGUGAUUGAGUACAUGGUCGGCCCGCGGGGCAAGAUGGAGGUUGGGGUGCAGGGCGCGGCCGGUCUGGUGCGCCAGGUGUAUGGUCGCCCGGAUCCUGAAGAGGAGGACAUAACUCCCGCCGAAAGGGCACGGACGGAGGAGUUCGAGCUCCGAUUAGCAAGGAGUCUUGGGCUCCGGCAACCUUCGCGGCGAGUGGACGAAGACCGGGCUGACGAGGCAAACACGCCGCAACGGGGACAAACGCAACGACAGUCUCAGCGACAGGCGGCGGAAUCCGAAGAGGAGGAAGAUAGUGAUUGA
Messenger RNA from Aspergillus affinis, 1020 nucleotides. Its product is annotated as MAGE domain-containing protein. Gene Ontology annotation, biological process: DNA repair. NCBI's taxonomy places the organism in Eukaryota, Fungi, Ascomycota, Eurotiomycetes, Eurotiales, Aspergillaceae. The transcript has 3 exons. The record is from RefSeq and is a predicted model, not a curated record. Bases 1 to 1020 code for a protein of 339 amino acids. Gene Ontology annotation, cellular component: nucleus.